AUGGGCCGCUACUCGGGCAAGACGUGCCGGCUGCUCUUCAUGCUGGUGCUCACCGUCGCCUUCUUCGUGGCCGAGCUGGUGUCGGGCUACCUGGGCAACUCCAUCGCGCUGCUGUCCGACUCCUUCAACAUGCUGUCGGACCUGAUCUCGCUGUGCGUGGGGCUGAGCGCCGGCUACAUCGCGCGGCGGCCGCGCGGGAGCCUGGGGGCCACCUACGGCUACGCGCGCGCCGAGGUGGUGGGCGCGCUCAGCAACGCCGUCUUCCUCACUGCGCUCUGCUUCACCAUCUUCGUGGAGGCCGUGCUGCGCCUGGCCCGGCCCGAGCGCAUCGAUGACCCCGAGCUGGUGCUCAUUGUGGGCGCCCUGGGGCUGGCGGUCAACGUGGUGGGGCUGCUCAUCUUCCAGGACUGCGCCGCCUGGCUCGCCUGCUGCGGCCGCCGCCGCCGGCGCCGCCAACCGCAGCAGCUGCAGCAGCAUCAGCCGCCGGCGGCCGGGGGCGCCACUGGCGGCGCUUUCGGGGGUCCGCCAGGCCCCGAGGGCCGCUGGCACGCCGCCACCCUGCCGGCCCCCGGCCGCGACUCAGCCGUGACCCUCCGUGUGGCCUCGGUGGACAGGAAGGACGAGAAGGGGGCGACCGUGUUCUCAAACGUAGCAGGUGAUUCCCUGAACACCCAGAAUGAGCCAGAAGAGACUAUGAAAAAGGAGAAAAAGUCCGAAGCCCUGAAUAUCAGAGGGGUGCUUCUGCACGUGAUGGGAGAUGCCCUGGGGUCGGUGGUUGUGGUGAUCGCGGCCAUCAUAUUCUAUGUGCGUCCCCUGAGGCGUGAGGACCCGUGUAACUGGCAGUGCUACAUCGAUCCCAGCCUGACCGUCGUCAUGGUCAUCAUCAUCCUGUCCUCUGCCUUCCCACUCAUCAGGGAGACUGCUGCCAUUCUGCUGCAGAUGGUCCCCAAAGGCGUCAACAUGGAAGAGCUGAUGAGUAAACUCUCUGCUGUGCCCGGAAUUAGCAGUGUCCAUGAAGUUCAUGUCUGGGAACUUGUAAGUGGGAAGAUCAUCGCCACUCUGCACAUCAAGUAUCAGCAAGACGGGGGAGAUCGAGAUGCCAGUAUAAAAAUUCGAGAAAUCUUCCACAAUGUGGGAAUCCACAGCGUGACCAUCCAGUUUGAGAAAGUGGACCUAAAGGAGCCCCUGGAGCAGAAGGAUUUGCAGUUGCUCUGCAGCUCACCCUGCAUCUCCAAGGCCUGCACCAAGCUGCUGUGCUGUCCCCCUGGGGCGCUGCCCCUGGCCCACGUCAAUGGCUGUGCCGAGCACAAUGGCUGUCCUCCCCUGGACUUGUCCCAAAGUGAUGGCCUUGGUAGACGACAAACAACAGAAGUGGCUAUUGACUUGUCUUUGGAAGGUUGUCUGAGUGACCACGGGCAAGCUCUUGGCAAACUUCAGGAGGACUCACGUUAUGUCAACAGCACACAUUUUUAAUCUGGUGCCCACAUUAGUAGGACUGUAUAGACGAGGCACUUUGGAACUGCUAGCUUGGCUUGUGGGAAGAGCUUUAUGAGUCUGCACUGACCAGAUUCACAGUGUGCACGCUCUGUGUUCAGUAAGGGGUUGGCUCUUUGGGUUGUUAGCUGAACUUGUCUGUUAAUUUUUGUGUGACCGAGAACUCCUUUAUAUUACCCUGGGUAUUUCGUGCUGCUCUUCAACAGUUUUGUAUGAACAUUUAUUUUCUGAAGCAAAUGCACUAGUAUACAUAUCAGGGACAUCGAAGGCUGGGACUCAAUGAUUGUGGACACAGGAUGCAAAGUAGUUUUUGUCUGAAAUUGAUUAGAACUGCUAGCUGACUCUCAGGUGAGCUCAUAGCCAAGAACAUUGAAAAAAACUCAAGAACCGUAAUAGCUAUAUUCUUUUCUAUUUUGCUGGGAGAUCUUAAAAGAGGAAAGUUAGGUAGUCCUAUCACUGCAGAAAAUGUUUUCUUUGACUCAUUUUUGAAUAAAUGUAAAAGGAAUACCUAGUAAGGUAGAAAAUAUUCUCAGACCAUUAGAGGAAGUCGAGUUUAUCGGGGGUGGGAAAAGGCAGGAAGAAAAUGCAUUCUGACCAUUUCUUCAUUUUGGGAAGUAGAGCGAAAAAGACUGUGCUGUGAACUGAACUAUAGCUGUAGGAUGUUUCAAGUGUUCAAAUAUACAAGAUGCUUUUUUUUUCACUUGGAAGUGUGGGAAUAUUUCUGGUUCUUUAAGUAUGACACAGUACUUAUAUACUGUCUUUUAGAGUCAGUCCAGUUAGGACUGUUUUCAUUUAUUGCUUAUUAAUGAUUUACCUGCUUGCCCAAAUUUCCCUUGAGCCUUCUUUUAUAUGAUCACAUUGAUAUAUGUAGCACUUACCAGGAGAAAAUGCGUAUUCUCGGGAUAGAAUAUAUGGCACUGAAUAUGCAUUCUUGCCCAAAAAAUAAGUUAGAUUGACUUUCCUUUAAUUAGACAUAUUUUAAAGUAUUUAUUAUA
Molecule: messenger RNA, 2489 nt
Organism: Hippopotamus amphibius kiboko
Lineage: Eukaryota; Metazoa; Chordata; Mammalia; Artiodactyla; Hippopotamidae
Gene: SLC30A10
Product: solute carrier family 30 member 10
Exons: 4
Coding region: 1-1473 (490 amino acids)
Biological process (GO): detoxification of zinc ion; zinc ion transmembrane transport; manganese ion transport
Cellular component (GO): membrane
Molecular function (GO): zinc ion transmembrane transporter activity
Source: RefSeq, a predicted model, not a curated record